This is a messenger RNA of Gastrolobium bilobum, 5368 nucleotides long. RefSeq names its product 187-kDa microtubule-associated protein AIR9. The transcript has 36 exons. Gene Ontology annotation, cellular component: plasma membrane; plasmodesma. Gene Ontology annotation, molecular function: protein binding. Bases 1 to 5100 code for a protein of 1699 amino acids. The record is from RefSeq and is a predicted model, not a curated record. NCBI's taxonomy places the organism in Eukaryota, Viridiplantae, Streptophyta, Magnoliopsida, Fabales, Fabaceae.
AUGGAGGUGGCUUCGGAGCAGUUAGGUGAAGACGUAACACCAGAAAAGCGCAAAAUUCCGGAGAAGAAGAACUCGUCAGAAGAUGCUAAAAGAGCUGCUCAAACAACCGCUGCAAACCCUGGCGGUUCCGUUUCUGUUAGAAAGAGAGUGGAAUCUCGAAACGUUUCGGGUUCUGGUCUGGCUGCGACGAAGAGAUCGAGUUCAAUUGUCGGUUCUGCAAGUUCAGUUUCUGCAUCCAGACGAAGCAGUACCGGAGGAUUGCUCCAGAGGCCGUCAAUCUCCGGCGGAGGAAGGAAAACCGGUGCUGACUCUGCUGCCGGCACUAAGAGCAGCGCUUCUUUGGCCACCGAACCUGCGCGGAGGUCUCUCCCGGAGCUCCGGCGUAGUUCGAUAACUUCUGGGCGUGCCGGAGCUCCCGGGAGGCCGGCUGUGGCCUCGCCGGUGGGGCCGGGUUUGAGGACGCCGAGUGCUAAUAAGGUAGAGGUUGCGAAGAAGCCGUUAAGUAAGCCGGCAUUGUCGGCUGCUUCUUCUUCUUCUUCGUUGAGGAAGGUUGGUUCUCCGUCUGUGGAUAGUAGCGGCGGCAGUGGCGGUUCUGCUAGGAAGACGGUUUCAAAGAUUUCGUCGGCACGGUCGCCGUCUAUCUCCAGCGGGCUGAGAGCGGGGUCUUUGUCGUCGUCACAGGAUCGGAGUUCUGCUCUGUCUGGAAGGAGGAAAGGGGCGACUCCUGAUAGCCGGGAUUCAAGGUUUAUUGUUCUUCCUCAGGUUGAGAUUAAGGCCAAUGAUGAUUUGAGAUUGGAUCUUAGGGGACACAGAGUUCGCAGUCUCAAUGCCAGUGGAUUAAAUUUAUCCUCAAACUUAGAGUUUGUUUAUCUCCGAGACAAUCUUUUAUCUACACUGGAAGGAGUUGAGAUAUUGACGAGAGUGAAGGUUCUUGAUUUGAGUUUUAAUGAUUUUAAGGGGCCAGGAUUUGAGCCUCUUCAGAAUUGCAAAGUACUGCAGCAACUCUAUCUUGCUGGAAAUCAAAUCACAUCGUUGGCAAGUCUCCCGCAGCUUCCUAAUUUGGAGUUCCUCUCAGUAGCUCAAAAUAAGUUGAAAUCUCUCACGAUGGCAAGUCAACCUCGACUCCAGGUCUUAGCUGCCAGCAAAAACAGAAUUUCUACUCUUAAGGGUUUCCCAUAUUUACCAGUUCUGGAGCAUUUGCGAGUGGAGGAGAAUCCUAUACUUAAGAUGCCUCAUUCGGAAGCAGCCUCAAUAUUGCUAGUUGGGCCUACUUUAAAAAAAUAUAACGAUAGAGAUCUUUCACGUGAGGAAAUGGCAUUAGCAAAGCGUUAUCCUGCCCAUACGGCUUUGUGCAUAAGAGAUGGUUGGGAGUUUAGUCGCCCUGAGCACGCUGUAGAGUCAACUUUCCACUUUCUAGUAGAGAAAUGGAAGGACCAUAUUCCUCCUGGGUUUUUCCUUGAAGAAGCCUCCAUAGAUAAACCUUUGGAAGAAGAUGUGUGUUGCUGUCACUUCACAAUUACUCGUGAUGGUGCAGUGAGUACAGACCCUCCGUUAGUCUUGAAAUAUCAAUGGUUUUGUGGUGAUGUAACAUUUUCAAAUUUUGUUCCAAUUCCAGAUGCUACCGGUGAGAUUUACUGGCCAAAGCAUGAUGACAUUGGAAAAAUUCUGAAAGUGGAAUGUACUCCCACUCUGGGAGAAACAGACUAUCCUUCAAUAUUUGCCAUCUCUUCUCCUGUUUCACCAGGGAGUGGAAUUCCGAAGGUUGUAAAUCUUGAAGUGCAUGGGGAACUGGUAGAGGGAAGUAUCAUCAGGGGUUGUGCUAAGGUUGCAUGGUGCGGUGGGACUCCAGGAAAAGGUGUUGCUAGCUGGCUGCGGAGAAAGUGGAACAGUAGUCCUGUGGUCAUUGUGGGGGCUGAGGAUGAGGAGUAUCGUCUAACCAUUGAUGAUGUUGAUUCAAGUUUAGUUUUUAUGUACACACCAGUCACAGAAGAAGGUGCCAAAGGAGAACCUCAAUAUAAAUAUACAGACUUUGUAAGAGCUGCUCCUCCGUCAGUCAGUAAUGUUAGAAUAGUUGGAGAUGCUGUCGAAGGAGGUACCAUAAAAGGAGUUGGUGAUUAUUUUGGUGGACGGGAGGGUCCCAGCAGGUUUGAAUGGUUAAGGGAGAACAGGGAUGAUGGACUCUUUCUGUUAGUAUCAGCUGGUACAUCUGAGUAUUCCUUGACCAAAGAGGAUGUUGGUUGUUCUUUGGUUUUUGUUUACAUACCUAUUAAUUUUGAAGGUCAGGAAGGAAAAUCUUUGUCAGUAAUGUCUCCUGUUGUUAAACAAGCGCCCCCAAAAGUAACAAAUGUCAAAAUAAUUGGUGAUCUACGGGAGAAUAGCAAGGUCACUGCGACUGGUACUGUUACUGGAGGAACUGAAGCAUCUAGCAGAGUUCAGUGGUAUAAAACAUUGUUGUCAACUUUGGAUGAAAACAGUCUUGAAGCAUUAAGUACUUCCAAAAUUGCUAAAGCAUUCCGCAUACCUCUUGGAGCUGUUGGCUUUUAUGUUGUUGCAAAAUUUACGCCAAUGACUCCCGAUGGUGAUUCGGGUGAACCAGCAUUUGUAAUAUCUGAUAGAGCAGUUGAGACUCUUCCCCCAAGCUUGAAUUUCUUAUCUAUCAUUGGAGAUUACAGUGAAGGAGGAAUAUUGACAGCUUCGUAUGGAUAUGUUGGAGGUCAUGAAGGAAAAAGUAUAUACAAUUGGUAUAUUCAUGAGGUUGAAGGUGAUUUUGGUUCUUUGAUACCAGGGGUUUCAGGACUUCUGCAAUAUCGUAUCACCAAAGAAGCCAUUGGAAAAUUUGUCUCAUUCCAGUGUACUCCAGUACGUGAUGAUGGUGUUGUAGGUGACCUAAGAAUUUGCAUGGGCCAGGAAAGCGUUCGCCCUGGAAGCCCGAGAUUGCUUUCUUUACACAUGGUUGGAAAUGCUGUUGAAGGAACAACAUUAAGAAUUGAAAAAAAGUACUGGGGUGGUGAAGAGGGAGAUUCAGUUUUCCGCUGGCUUAGGACCAGUUUUGAUGGCACAAAAAGUGAGAUUAUGGGUGCUACCACUACAUCGUAUGUGCCCUCAAUGGAUGACAUUGGAUUCUUUAUUUCUGUAUCAUGCGAGCCUGUCCGAAGUGAUUGGGCUCGUGGACCCAUGGUUAUUUCUGAACAAAUUGGACCUAUAAUUCCUGGUCCCCCAACUUGUCACUCUCUAGAAAUUCCUGGAUCAUUGAUAGAAGGGCAGCACUUGAACUUUAAUGCUGUGUAUAGUGGAGGGGAGAAAGGAGAUUGUACCCACGAGUGGUUUAGGGUAAAAGACAAUAGUGUACGAGAGAAAAUAAGUAGUCAUGCAGAUUUUUUGGAUUUGACUCUUGAUGAUGUUGGUGCGUGCAUUGAAAUAAUCUAUACUCCUGUGCGCAAUGACGGAAUCAAAGGCAGCCCCAAGAGCAUAGUAUCUGAUCCGGUUUCUCCUGCGGAUCCUAAGGGAAUGGACCUUGUAAUCCCUGACUGCUGCGAAGACAGAGAGGUUACCCCACUGAGAAAAUAUUUUGGUGGGCAUGAAGGAGUUGGAGAAUAUAUUUGGUAUCAGACAAAGAAUAAGCUUGAAGGAUCUGCACUACUAGAUAUAUCUAAUGCUUCUGAUGUUGUGAUAUGUGGGACAGAGCCAAUGUAUAAACCAUCACUUGAAGACGUUGGAGCUUAUUUGGCUUUGUAUUGGAUGCCUACUCGUGCUGACAGCAAAUGUGGAGAGCCAUUGAUUGCAAUUUGCAGUACCCCAGUUUCCCCAGCUCCUCCAAUAGUAUCUAAUGUAUGCGUGAAAGAGUUGUCUUCGGGAAUUUAUUCCGGAGAAGGUGAAUACUUUGGUGGAUAUGAAGGAGAAAGCCUCUUUAGCUGGUAUAGAGAAAAUAAUGAGGGAACCAUUCAACUGAUUAAUGGGGCAAAUUCUAAAACCUACCAAGUUACUGAUUCGGAUUACAAUUGUCGAUUGUUGUUUGGAUAUACCCCAGUUCGCUCAGAUUCAGUUGUGGGAGAACCCAGGUUAUCUGACCCAACUGACAUUGUUCUCCCAGAGCUUCCAUAUGUGGAGAUGCUUGCUCUAACAGGAAAAGCAGUUGAAGGCGACAUACUUACAGCUGUUGAAGUGAUUCCAAAUAGUGAGACUCAACAUGAUGUUUGGAGCAAGUACAAGAAAGAUAUAAGAUACCAAUGGUUUUGUUCAUCAGAAGAGGGAGACAAUUUUUCAUGUGAUCCAUUGCCCAAUCAGAGUUCUUGCUCCUAUAGGGUGCGGUUAGAGGACAUUGGUCAUCGUUUGAAAUGUGAGUGUGUUGUAACUGAUGUGUUUGGAAGGUCAAGUGAGGCGGUAUGCAUUGAGACGACACCUGUAUUGCCAGGGAUUCCUAGAAUACACAAGCUAGAAAUCGAGGGAAGGGGAUUUCAUACCAAUCUCUAUGCUGUUCGUGGUAUUUAUAGUGGUGGUAAAGAAGGUAAAAGUAGAGUCCAGUGGCUUAGAUCAAUGGUUGGAAGUCCUGACCUGAUCUCUAUACCAGGAGAAACAAGCAGAAUGUAUGAAGCAAAUGUUGAUGAUGUUGGCUAUAGGUUGGUGGCCAUCUAUACUCCGGUAAGAGAGGAUGGAGUAGAGGGCCAAUCAAUUUCUGUAUCGACAGAACCAAUUGCAGUUGAGCCUGAUGUUCUUAAAGAAGUGAAGCAGAACCUUGAUCUUGGUUCAGUCAAGUUUGAGGUAUUGUGCGACAAGGACCUAACCUCAAAAAAGAUUUCUUCAGUGGGCACAUAUGAGAGACGAAUCCUUGAAGUUAACAGGAAAAGGAUCAAGGUGGUAAAGCCUGCUACAAAGACUUCUUUUCCAACUACAGAAAUUCGUGGUAGUUAUGCCCCUCCAUUUCAUGUGGAGGUUUUCAGGAAUGAUCAACACCGUCUAAAGAUUGUAGUGGAUAGUGAGAAUGAAGCAGACUUAAUGGUGCACUCCCGACACAUUCGGGAUGUUAUUGUUCUUGUGAUUCGAGGACUUGCUCAGCGAUUCAACAGUACUUCGCUCAAUUCCCUUCUCAAGAUAGAGGCAUAAAUUAUUUCUUUUAUACUCAUAUUUGAUCUGUGAAACCCGGUUGUUGAGACCAGUUAUCUCACGUUUUGCUUGUCCUGAGUGCCAUUAUUGUUAUGGUGAGAGAACAGUUAUUAAUGCCAUAAUCAUUGCAGGUCAUUGUUUACACACACACUUUCUCUCUGUGCGCGCGCGAGCGCGUUUUAACGCAAGAGAAUAACCAUUUAAGGAUUUCGCAUUAAGAAAUUCAUGUAUAUUUUGGACGUCUUAGAAUGGUAUUAAAAUUUACAAU